AUGGCGUCGGGUGUUCGGCAGUUUCCCACGAUCAAGGCCAUUCGAUCAUAUGUGAUUGGCGGCGUCGGAUCAGGAGGUGAUUAUCAUAAUGUCAAAGGUGGUCACUGGCUUAUUGAUAGCGAUAUUUCCACUCCAUGCUCAAUAUGGGAGCAGUAUCGCAAGUCUCGAACCAGCUGGGGAAUCAACGUGCUCGGAUCGUUCUUGGUGGAAAUCGAAGCAUCUGAUGGCACAGUUGGAUUUGCCACUGGGUUUGGAGGCCCCCCGGGAUGUUGGCUCAUUCAUCAGCAUUUUGAACGCUUCUUAAUCGGCGCAGACCCUCGCAACACCAACCUCCUUUUCGAGCAGAUGUAUCGGGCGUCCAUGUUCUAUGGCCGAAAGGGUUUACCUGUCGCCGUCAUCUCAGUUAUUGACCUUGCCAUAUGGGAUCUGCUGGGAAAGUUGCGAAACGAGCCCGUCUACCGUCUUAUCGGCGGCGCCACCAAAGAACGCAUAAACUUCUACUGCACCGGCCCCCAACCAACUGCCGCCCGAGAUAUGGGUUUCUGGGGAGCGAAGGUUCCAUUGCCGUUUUGCCCUGAAGAGGGUCAUAUCGGCCUUCGCAAGAACGUCGAAUUUCUUCGAAAGCACAGGGAAUCGGUUGGUCCUGAUUUCCCCAUCAUGGUUGACUGCUACAUGAGUCUCAAUGUGUCCUAUACGAUUCAACUUGUUGAAGCAUGCAAGGAGCUCAACAUCAACUGGUGGGAAGAAUGCCUGUCGCCAGACGACACAGACGGCUUUGCACAAAUCAAGCGUGCGCACCCAACAGUCAAGUUCACCACGGGCGAGCAUGAAUAUUCUCGAUACGGAUUCCGCAAGCUCAUCGAGCCACGAAACCUGGAUAUCAUCCAGCCCGACGUCAUGUGGCUUGGUGGCAUGACGGAGCUGCUCAAAGUUGCAGCCAUGGCUGCUGCAUACGAUAUUCCAGUCGUGCCACAUGCCAGUGGUCCGUACAGCUACCACUUUGUUAUCUCCCAGCCCAACACGCCAUUCCAAGAAUACCUAGCCAAUUCUCCCGAUGGAAAGAGCGUGUUGCCAGUUUUCGGAGACUUGUUCAUUGACGAACCUAUCCCAACCAAGGGGUACCUGACGACGGCAGACUUGGAUAAGCCUGGGUUUGGACUGACCAUCAAUCCUGCUGUGAGAGCAAAGUUGAUUCCAGCGAGUAAUUUGUUGACUCCCACGCCGCUGGGCAUGCCAGCACCAGAGGUUGACGGCGCGCGUGAGAAAGAGAAUGGCGACUUGAAGCAUGCAAAGGUUAAUGGAACGAAACACGAGAACGGACUGGUGGGCAUGAUUGAAAAGUUGACGACUUAG
This is a messenger RNA of Pochonia chlamydosporia 170, 1353 nucleotides long. RefSeq names its product mandelate racemase/muconate lactonizing enzyme family protein. Gene Ontology annotation, molecular function: L-rhamnonate dehydratase activity; magnesium ion binding. Lineage: Eukaryota; Fungi; Ascomycota; Sordariomycetes; Hypocreales; Clavicipitaceae. Gene Ontology annotation, biological process: carbohydrate catabolic process. The coding region runs from base 1 to 1353 and encodes 450 amino acids. The record is from RefSeq and is a predicted model, not a curated record. The transcript is spliced from 4 exons.